AUGCGGGAUUCAGAUUCCCAACUUGCCUUAUAUACCACAUCAAUUUGUAAUCUUGAAGUUCAAAUAGGGAAAAUCUCUCACGCUCUUAACACUCGUGCUAAGGGUGCAUUACCAAGUGACACGGUAGUGAACUCAAAGGGUGGUAAUAAUACGGGGCAUGUUAUGACGGUUAUCACAAGAAGUGGAAGAGGCGAGAAUGCACCCACCUCAAAUAAAACGAACCUUGUAGAUGAUGACAAAGUGAUCCAAGAGGAGGAAAUCCCACCAAAUGAUGUUCAAAUACAUGAUUACGUUCAGAUUGAUAUUGAUGAUAGUGUGGAGGAGACCAAAGAAGAGGUGAACCUAUCUAGGGAACACAUUAUUGACAUACUAGAACCAGUAGUGCAAAAGACUAAGGCACAAUUGCCAAAGCCUCCACCCCUUUAUCCUCAAAGCUUUGGAACAAAUGCCCGGUUAUGCAAAUUUAUGAAAGAUCUUGUAACUAAGAAGAGGUCGAUAAAUUUUGAAACCAUUAAGGUCACUCAUCAAGUGAAUGCAAUUAUUCACUCCAUGGCUCCCAAAUUAGAGGAUCCCGGUGCUUUUAUAAUUCCUUGUACUAUUGGAAGUGGCGAUUUUGCUAAAGCUCUUUGUGAUCUUUGGGCGAGUAUCAAUUUGAUUCCCUACUCGGUUGCAAAUGGUCGAUUGUUCUAUGAAGAGGCCAUUGGAGUGAUUGAGGAUGUUUUGGUCCGAGUUGAUAAAUUUAUCUUUCCAGCAGACUUUAUGAUUUUAGAUUGUGAGGUUGAGUAUGAAGUGCCUAUCAUUCUUGGGAGGCCUUUCCCUGCUACGGGUAAGGCCCUUUAUGAUAUCGAAGCCGGAGAAAUCACUUUUUGGGUUGGUGAUAAACAAGUGGUAUUCCAUGUUGCUACAAUCAAUGUUGGUGAUAGGUUGGAAGCCAUUUUGCUCAACUUUGAUGAUGAUAAGAUGGAUAGUUUCAUGGAAUGUAUGAAUUCUUUGCAAGGAAUGGGGUAUUACAACUAUGCACCCCAAAAGUUAUCAUUGGAUCUUGAGAAUAAGAAGAAUCCUCCCACAAAGCCUUCAAUUGAAGAGCCACCAACCUUGGAAUUAAAACCAUUGCCACCUCACCUUCGUUGCGAGAAAUCGUUCGCACCUGCGAACUCAGCUAGCCAGGCCUGGACCGCAUCUGAGGGCAAUGGGCCACACCUGCGUGCCCGCUCCUACAGAUAA
Nicotiana tabacum (common tobacco) is the source of this 1224-nucleotide messenger RNA. NCBI's taxonomy places the organism in Eukaryota, Viridiplantae, Streptophyta, Magnoliopsida, Solanales, Solanaceae. The record is from RefSeq and is a predicted model, not a curated record.